Molecule: messenger RNA, 1023 nt
Organism: Pochonia chlamydosporia 170
Lineage: Eukaryota; Fungi; Ascomycota; Sordariomycetes; Hypocreales; Clavicipitaceae
Product: amidohydrolase family protein
Exons: 2
Coding region: 1-1023 (340 amino acids)
Biological process (GO): secondary metabolic process
Cellular component (GO): cytosol; cytoplasm
Molecular function (GO): hydrolase activity; carboxy-lyase activity
Source: RefSeq, a predicted model, not a curated record
AUGCACGGAAAAGUUGCUCUCGAGGAGGCUUUCGCCCUGCCUCGUCUUCACGAGAAAACCAGAUGGUGGGCGUCGCUGUUUGCCGUCAACCCAGACCAGCAUGCCGCUGAGAUGACGGACAUUACUGAUAUCCGUAUCAAGUACAUGGACAAGCACGGCGUUGGCUACACUAUUCUUUCAUAUACUGCCCCUGGCGUCCAGGAUAUCUGGGACCCCAAGGAAGCGCAGGAUAUGGCUGUAGAGAUUAAUGACUACGUUGCCGGAGCUAUCAAGAGCCACCCCGAUCGGUUUGGUGCUUUUGCCACUCUCUCCAUGCACAACCCACAAGAAGCAGCCGACGAACUGAAGCGCUGCGUCACCAAAUACGGCUUCAAGGGCGCCCUCGUCAACGACACCCAACGAGCCGGAGCCGACGGCGACGACAUGGUCUUCUACGACGGCCCCGAGUGGGACGUCUUCUGGUCAACCGUCACGGAGCUCGACGUCCCCUUCUACCUACACCCGCGCAACCCCACGGGCACGCAAUACGACAAGCUCUGGGCCAAGCGCAAGUGGCUUAUCGGCCCUCCCCUCAGCUUCGCCCAAGGCGUCUCCCUCCACGUCCUCGGCAUGGUGACCAACGGCGUCUUCGACCGCCACCCCAAGCUGCAGGUCGUCCUGGGCCACUUGGGCGAGCACAUUCCCUUUGACAUGUGGCGCAUCAACCACUGGUUCGAGGACGUCAAGAAGCCGCUUGGCCUGGACUGCAAGAAGACCAUCAGGGAGUACUUCCAGCAGAAUAUCUGGAUCACCACCAGUGGGCACUUUUCCACGACGACGCUGCAGUUUUGCAUGGCGGAGGUUGGUGCGGACCGCAUCUUGUUCUCUAUUGACUACCCGUUUGAGUGCUUUGCCGAUGCGUGUGAUUGGUAUGAUGGUGUGCCGAUCAAUUUGGUGGACAAGGCUAAGAUUGGGAGGGAUAAUGCGCGGAGGUUGUUCAAGUUGCCUGAGUUUAAGGACAGUGAGAAGCAUGUUGGUGCCUAG